UAUACGUCUGUCAAAUUACGUCUCUACCUAACUGUGAUGUAAAGCCACACAAAUCGGAUAAACGCGAAUAAAAGUGAGAAGAAAAAUUCUGAUUAGUAGCGAUUUAUUCGCUAUUAAUUUGAUUUGAACGGUUAGUGACACAGUGGGUGAGCAUCAGUGAAAAAAUGUCAUCUGAAAUUUGUUGUCGAAACAUAAUUUAAUUGAAAAACAGAACAAAAAUUAAGGAAAAUGUUUAGAUUUGUUCUAAAUGGUGGUUUUCAGCAUAACAAGAGCAUUUUGAUCCGAUCGAUUUUGUAUUCAACGAAGCAGUUACCGAAAAAUGUUCUUGCGACCGAACCGAAACCGAUUGACGAUCUUAAAUCGCGUCACAAGUAUGAUGUAAACAGAAAAGUGUCAGCCGAACAACUACAGACCCUGAAUACGGUGAGCUUUGAGGAAAUUGUAGUGCCGAACAUCGCUCAAGAGCGGCCAAAUGUGGUUAAAGAUGUGGAGACAAUCGACCAAAAGAAGCAGAUCAUCAGCUGGGAACCAACACCUUUAUGUGACCCAUCAAAGUUGACAAAUCAAUAUUUGAUGCUAUCAAAAAUUCGAUUAACUACCCUAGUCGUAAUAACAACAAUGGUAGGAUAUGCAGUGGCACCGGCUCCAUUCGAUCUGACUACGUUCGCAUAUUGCACAGUCGGCACCGGUCUGUGUUCAGCAGCGGCAAAUGCAGUGAAUCAAUAUCAUGAAGUGCCAUUCGAUGCGCAAAUGGCACGAACGAAGAACCGUGUUCUUGUUCGUGGACAACUCACACCGUUGCAUUCGAUCAAUUUUGCCCUUGCAUCAGCAACAAUUGGAACUGGUCUACUGUACUUUGGUGUGAAUGGAUACGCUGCUGCACUUGGAGCUGGCAAUUUGUUCUUAUAUACCUCAGUAUAUACGCCAAUGAAACGAUUUAGUAUUUUAAACACAUGGGUUGGAUCAGUCGUCGGAGCGAUUCCCCCAAUCAUCGGUUGGGUGGGAUGCAGUGGCACAUUUGAUGCGGGCAGUUUAUUAUUGGCGGCACUUCUGUAUUCAUGGCAAUUCCCACAUUUCAAUGCCCUAUCAUGGAACCUUCGACCCGACUACUCAAGGGCUGGCUACCGAAUGAUGGCUGUUACCGAUCCGGCCUUAUGCCGUCGAACGGCUUUGAGACACACGGUUGCAUUAAGCGUUUUCUCGGCGCUAGCGCCUAUACUUGGCGUAACCAAUAUUUGGUUUGCUCUCGAAAUGCUGCCUUUGAACGCAUACUUCAUUUACCUAGCUUAUAAAUUCUACCAAAAAUCGGACAGUGGCAGUUCACGAAAGUUGUUUCGGUUUUCAUUGAUCCAACUACCAAUGUUAAUGAUAUUGUUCUUUGUCAAUAAGAAAGAAUGGAUAAGCAAGAAAGAGACUACUAGCAAAAUGACUUCAAUAUCACAGUCGACGGAUACAUCAAUAGUUGCGCCAACGGUUAAGGCCGUUAUGUAAAUAUAAUUAAUAGGCUAUUGAUAUAUCGAAAAAUUGUAGUCUAAAAUUUGUUUCGAGCCGAUUGUUUUGAAAAUGAGACAAAACAUGAUCAAUAAAUUAUUUUUAAUUGAA
Messenger RNA from Sitodiplosis mosellana (orange wheat blossom midge), 1602 nucleotides. RefSeq names its product protoheme IX farnesyltransferase, mitochondrial (gene Cox10). Gene Ontology annotation, cellular component: membrane; mitochondrion. Bases 229 to 1491 code for a protein of 420 amino acids. Gene Ontology annotation, biological process: heme biosynthetic process. Lineage: Eukaryota; Metazoa; Arthropoda; Insecta; Diptera; Cecidomyiidae. The transcript has 5 exons. The record is from RefSeq and is a predicted model, not a curated record. Gene Ontology annotation, molecular function: protoheme IX farnesyltransferase activity.